Messenger RNA from Chenopodium quinoa (quinoa), 3412 nucleotides. Its product is annotated as glutamine-dependent NAD(+) synthetase-like. Gene Ontology annotation, cellular component: cytoplasm. Gene Ontology annotation, biological process: NAD+ biosynthetic process. The record is from RefSeq and is a predicted model, not a curated record. Lineage: Eukaryota; Viridiplantae; Streptophyta; Magnoliopsida; Caryophyllales; Amaranthaceae. Gene Ontology annotation, molecular function: ATP binding; NAD+ synthase (glutamine-hydrolyzing) activity; glutaminase activity. The transcript is spliced from 13 exons. The coding region runs from base 1014 to 3218 and encodes 734 amino acids.
UAUAAUAAAAUUUGGAGGAAACAAAAAAAAUGUUUGUAAGUCAACUGUGACAAGAAAACAAAAGAGGUGUUGGAUAUUAGAUGAGAGGUCCAUUAUCUUUCCCACAAUCCCACGACUGAAAGUCGAAAUCCACAGUUUUCGUCCUCUAAAUAAAUUUCAGCCUUCUUUCUGCAACUCUUCGUCACUUAUAAAUAACUUCUCAUCCUUCCACCAUUGAUACCACUAGCCCACGAAAGAAAACAGCAACAGCCCCCUUUGAAUUUUUCUCUUUUUUUUUUUUUAAUUAUGAAUUGGAAGAGGCCCUAUGAAAGUAUAGUUCAAGAUUACUUAACGAAGGCGAAAUUCGUAGAGGUUUGGUUCAAGAAAGCUAAGUUAGCACUCAAAAUUAGGCUCGCACGAUACAAAGCUAAGUUAGUAUUACAAAAAUAUUUCCAAACAAUUUCCCCUCUCCUUCCUAAGAAGUUAAAAAGAGACCUAUUUUCACUUACUACUUCAAUUGAUAUAAAUAGUAAAUAGAAAAAUAAAAGAAAAAAUUGAAAUAAAAAACUCACGUUUACUUGAACGGCUCAAAACGAGCACACCUUCGCGUAUUCGGGAAACGAGCCAACCAUUGAACUCUAUUUUCUCAAAACGAGCCUUGUUACCUAUUACCUAAUACCUACUUAGCAAGUUAUUUUUUUUUUCUUUUUAAAAAAAAAAAAAUCUUUCUCCUCCACCUCACCACCCUCUUCCCACCUGCCACCACCAACAUUACCAUCCCCCGCUCCUCGCACACUCCUCAGUCCUCACCGCAACCAAAGCCACCGCACCACCAAUUAAUCACAGCACCUUCACACCCACAACCCACCUGCUGCACUCGCCCAGAACCACCACCGAACCGCACACACCACCUCUGCCAACGCCGCAAGCCGCAAUAACCGCACCAAAUAACAGCAGCAGCACCACAAUUCGAACAAUUAAAUUGUUGAAUUUCAACCUAAACAUCAACUUUCUGCAGAAAUUAGAAAAAAAAAAUGAGGUUGAUCAAAGUUGCUACAUGCAAUUUAAAUCAAUGGGCAAUGGAUUUCGAUUGCAAUUUGAAGAACAUUAAAGAAUCAAUUUUUAGGGCUAAAGAUGCUGGCGCUACUAUUCGCUUAGGUCCUGAGCUCGAAAUCACUGGUUAUGGCUGCGAAGAUCAUUUCUUAGAGCUUGAUACUGUCUCUCAUGCAUGGGAAUGUCUGAAAGAAAUUUUGCUCGAGGACUGGACAGAUGGCAUACUAUGUAGCUUCGGGAUGCCUGUUAUCAAUGGAUCGGCACGUUACAAUUGCCAAGUUCUUUGUAUGAAUAGAAAGAUUAUCAUGAUACGACCAAAGAUGUGGCUUGCCAAUGAUGGUAAUUACAGAGAGCUGCGUUGGUUCACUUCCUGGAAGCAUACAGACCAGAUGGUGGACUUUCAGCUACCUCAAGAUAUUGCAGAUGCCAUAUCACAAACAACAGUGCCCUUUGGUUAUGGUUUCAUUAAGUUCUUGGACACAACUGUUGCUGCUGAAAUUUGUGAAGAGUUAUUUUGUCCAGAUCCACCACAUGCCCAGCUUGCAUUAAAUGGUGUUGAAGUUUUUAUGAAUGCUAGUGGAAGUCACCAUCAACUAAGAAAGCUUAAAGUUCGUAUGGAUGCUUUUAUAGGUGCUACACAAGCUCGUGGAGGGCUUUACAUGUAUAGUAAUCAGCAGGGUUGUGAUGGUGGUCGCUUAUAUUACGAUGGAUGUUCCUGUGUUGUUGUGAACGGAGAUGUGGUUGCACAAGGCUCACAAUUUUCAUUGAAGGAUGUGGAAGUUGUCAUUGCUCACGUGGAUCUUGAUGCAAUUACUAGCCUACGACUUUCCUCAAGUAGUCUUCAGCAGCAGGCGAGCAAAAAAGUAGAUGUCCCAUUUAUUGUAGCUCCGUACAAGCUUUGCCAAUCAUUUCACUUAGUCGAGCCUAUUUCAUGUCCACUCAAGACUAAGUUUCGUGAACACAAACCUGAGGAAGAAAUAGCUUUGGGACCUGCUUGCUGGCUAUGGGACUAUUUAAGAAGAAGUGGAGCUUCUGGUUUCUUGCUUCCACUUUCUGGAGGUGCUGAUAGCUCCUCUGUUGCUGCAAUUGUUGGCUGCAUGUGUCAGCUAGUUGUUAAAGAAAUUCAUAAUGGUGAUGAACGAGUUAAAUCUGAUGCAAUAAGGAUUGGCCAGUAUCCUGAUGGCAAAUUUCCAACUGAUAGCAAAGAGUUUGCAAAACGCAUAUUUUACACUGUGUUCAUGGGAACGGAAAAUAGCUCUGAAACCACAAAAUCACGUGCCAAAGAACUUGCAGAUGAGGUUGGAUCAUGGCAUCUUGAUGUCUGCAUAGAUGGUGUUAUUUCAGCACUACUGACUUUGUUUCAGACACUAACAGGAAAACGCCCUCGCUAUAAGGUUGAUGGAGGAUCAAAUGCUGAGAACUUAGGGCUACAGAACAUUCAAGCUCGUAUCAGAAUGGUUUUGGCUUUCAUGUUGGCAUCACUUAUGCCUUGGGUUCAUAGCAAAUCUGGGUUUUAUCUUGUCCUUGGUAGCUCCAAUGUCGAUGAGGCAUUGCGUGGUUACUUGACAAAGUAUGAUUGUAGCUCAGCCGACAUAAAUCCUAUUGGAAGUAUUAGUAAGACUGAUCUUCGAGCAUUCUUGCGGUGGGCUGCUGUCCAUCUUGGCUACUCUUCUUUGGCUGAGGUUGAAGCUGCACCACCAACGGCUGAAUUGGAGCCAAUUCGCUCAGAUUACACACAGCUGGAUGAAGUGGACAUGGGAAUGACGUAUGAAGACCUCUCAGUUUAUGGCCGACUGCGUAAAAUUUAUCGUCGUGGUCCAGUAUCUAUGUUCACGGAUCUUUGCUUUAGAUGGGGUUCAGUAUUGACUCCAUCAGAAAUUGCUGAGAAGGUGAAGUUUUUCUUCAAGUACUAUUCCAUCAAUCGGCACAAGAUGACUGUCCUUACGCCUUCCUACCAUGCAGAGAGCUAUUCACCAGAGGACAAUAGGUUUGAUCUGCGUCAAUUCUUGUACAACUCGAGAUGGCCAUUUCAAUUCCGCAAAAUUGAUGAGCUUGUUAAGAAGAUCAAUGGCGACAAAGUCAUAGCAAAAUUCGAUGAGAAAGAUAAACCAGAACUUGUAUCAGAUCAGGUUGGUGGAAUGGGAGUUGCAGCCGUUGGAUCUGGAAACCCUAACGUGGGGUUUUAGUUAAAAUUGCAUCAGCAACGCAAGUUCCUACUGCAUUUUUUGCUUAGUGAUGAUUGAGAAUUUGCACCUCACCUUGUCAAUAAUUAUUCUAACUAAAUAAUUUGUAAAAUAGUUACUAAAUAAUUAUGAAAUAAUUACCGAAAAUACAGGGUAUUACAAUAUAUGCCAGUGGCUUUUACAGCCAUCAUUAUACA